This is a messenger RNA of Aphanomyces invadans, 177 nucleotides long. RefSeq lists its product as hypothetical. The transcript is spliced from 2 exons. The record is from RefSeq and is a predicted model, not a curated record. Bases 1 to 177 code for a protein of 58 amino acids. Lineage: Eukaryota; Oomycota; Saprolegniomycetes; Saprolegniales; Verrucalvaceae.
AUGCUGCGAGAAACCAGGCUCAAAGAAACCGAGUGGGACUACUUGCUGCUACUUGUCCACGCCAACAUCAACCAGACGCCUGUCGCGACGCUGGCCCAGGUAAAAUCAAUGCCAACUUGUCAAAAACAGGAUUCUACACGAUCAAGUGGUAUCGCAAGGAUAUGCAAACUGCAAUAG